Molecule: messenger RNA, 3102 nt
Organism: Sciurus carolinensis (gray squirrel)
Lineage: Eukaryota; Metazoa; Chordata; Mammalia; Rodentia; Sciuridae
Gene: Jakmip1
Product: janus kinase and microtubule interacting protein 1
Molecular function (GO): GABA receptor binding; microtubule binding; kinase binding
Source: RefSeq, a predicted model, not a curated record
UGCAUUCAUUUUCUGUUCCAUUUAGUCCUUUCUAAGGCGGCGGCGGCGACAGCGGCGUACGCUCGGGGCGGGGAGGGGGCGGCCGGAGGAUGCGGCGCGGGACUGCGCUCACCACGCCCGCUGCUGCUGCCCGGCUCCGGCCGGAGCGCCGAACAGGAUCUCAAGUGAUGGUGGUUUACGUGGAGGAUGAGCUGAACCCUGCACAACUGGCUAGCACGGGGGCACUGGUCGCUGUGCCUGCAGGUGGGCGGGCGUGAAGCUUAGGUUCUCAGAGUUUCAACCCAAGAGGAAGCAUGUCCAAAAAAGGCCGGAGCAAGGGCGAGAAGCCCGAGAUGGAGACGGAUGCAGUGCAGAUGGCCAACGAGGAGCUGCGGGCCAAGCUGACCAACAUUCAGAUCGAGUUCCAGCAAGAAAAGAGCAAGGUGGGCAAGCUGCGCGAGCGGCUGCAGGAGGCCAAGCUGGAGCGUGAGCAGGAGCAGCGGCGGCACACGGCUUACAUCUCUGAGCUCAAGGCCAAGCUGCACGAGGAGAAGACCAAGGAGCUGCAGGCCCUGCGCGAGGUGCUCAUCCGGCAGCACGAGCAGGAGGCGGCCCGCACCGCCAAGAUCAAGGAGGGCGAGCUGCAGCGGCUGCAGGCCACACUGAAUGUGCUGCGUGAUGGUGCGGCUGACAAGGUCAAGACGGCGCUGCUGGCUGAGGCUCGUGAGGAGGCGCGCAGGACCUUCGACGGCGAGCGCCAGCGCCUACAGCAGGAGAUCCUGGAGCUCAAGGCCGCGCGCAAGCAGGCAGAGGAGGCGCUCAGCAACUGCAUGCAGGCAGACAAGACCAAGGCGGCAGACCUGCGCGCCGCCUACCAGGCGCACCAGGACGAGGUGCACCGCAUCAAGCGCGAGUGUGAGCGCGACAUCCGCAGGCUGAUGGAUGAGAUCAAAGGCAAAGACCGGGUGAUUCUGGCCCUGGAGAAGGAGCUGGGUGUGCAGGCUGGGCAGGCGCAGAGGUUGCUUCUGCAGAAAGAGGCUUUGGAUGAGCAGCUGGUCCAGGAAGAGGCUGAGCGCCACCACAGCAGUCCAAAGAGGGAGCUCCCUCCUGGCAUCGGGGACAUGGCGGAACUCAUGGGGGGCCAGGAUCAACAUAUGGAUGAGCGAGAUGUGAGGCGAUUUCAACUAAAAAUUGCUGAACUGAAUUCAGUCAUACGGAAGCUGGAAGACAGAAAUACCCUCUUGGCAGAUGAGAGGAAUGAACUGCUGAAACGCUCCCGUGAGACCGAGGUGCAGCUGAAGCCGCUGGUGGAGAAGAACAAGCGGAUGAACAAGAAGAAUGAAGACCUGCUGCAGAGCAUCCAGAGGAUGGAGGAGAAGAUCAAGAACCUCACAAGGGAAAACGUGGAAAUGAGAGAAAAGCUGUCGGCCCAGGCCUCCCUGAAGCGCCACACGUCCCUGAACGACCUCAGCCUGACCAGGGACGAGCAGGAGAUCGAGUUCCUGAGGCUGCAGGUGCUAGAGCAGCAGCAUGUCAUUGACGACCUCUCACUGGAAAGAGAACGGCUGCUGCGUUCCAAGAGGCACCGAGGGAAAAGCCUGAAGCCACCCAAGAAGCAUGUUGUGGAGACAUUUUUUGGAUUUGAUGAGGAGUCCGUGGACUCAGAAACAUUGUCAGAGACCUCCUACAACACAGACAGGACGGACAGGACCCCAGCCACACCCGAGGAGGACUUGGAAGACACCACGACCAGAGAAGAAGCUGACCUACGGUUCUGCCAGCUGACCCGGGAGUACCAGGCCCUGCAGCGGGCCUACGCCCUGCUUCAGGAGCAGGUGGGAGGCACGCUGGACGCUGAGCGGGAAGCCCGGACUCGGGAGCAGCUGCAGGCUGAUCUGCUGAGGUGUCAGGCCAAAAUUGAAGACUUGGAGAAGUUACUGGUUGAGAAGGGACAGGAUUCCACGUGGGUGGAGGAGAAGCAGCUGCUCAUCAGAACAAACCAAGACUUGCUGGAAAAGAUUUACAGGCUGGAAAUGGAGGAGAACCAGCUGAAGAGUGAAAUGCAAGACGCGAAGGACCAGAACGAGCUGUUAGAGUUCAGAGUGCUAGAGCUCGAAGAGAGAGAGCGGAGGUCGCCAGCCUUUAACCUCCAAAUCACCACCUUCCCCGAGAACAACAGCAGCGCCCUCCAGCUGUUCUGUCACCAGGAAGGAGUUAAGGAUGUGAAUGUUUCUGAACUUAUGAAGAAACUAGAUAUCCUUGGCGAUAAUGGGAAUUUGAGAAAUGAAGAACAGGUUGCAAUAAUCCAGGCUGGAACUGUGCUUGCCCUGUGUGAAAAGUGGCUGAAGCAGAUAGAGGGAACAGAGGCAGCCCUGACCCAGAAGAUGCUGGACCUGGAGAAGGAGAAGGACCUGUUCAGCAGGCAGAAGGGCUACCUGGAGGAGGAACUGGACUACAGGAAGCAAGCCCUCGACCAGGCUUACCUGAAAAUCCAGGACCUAGAGGCCACACUGUACAACGCCCUGCAGCAGGAGCCUGGGCGGAGGGCCAGCGAGGCACUGAGCGCCGGCCAGCGCGAGGACCUGCAGGCCGCAGUGGAGAAGGUGCGCCGGCAGAUCCUGAGGCAGAGCCGCGAGUUUGACAGCCAGGUCCUGCGGGAGCGCACGGAGCUCCUGCGGCAAGCCCAGCAGAGAAUCCGGGACUUGGAGGACAAACUUGAGCUUCAGAAGCGGCACUUGAAGGAGCUUGAAGAAAAGCAUUCAUUCUGUGGCCUUGAUGACUUCAGUGAGCCAGGAACUCGGGAUAUAAAAAGAGUUUGUGGAAUAAACUGAGUCCCUACGAUAGCCCCAACCCCACUCAAACCAAAAUUCAAUAGCAGACAAGCUAUUAAAAGCCCAGAGACUGAAAACAGAAUUCACAUGUGCUUGAAAACAGCUUUAAGGCGAGGCCUCUCAACAUGUGGCUGGGUCCCAGUUAGCCUAGGCUGUAAGGACUCUGUGGGACAAGGGGGACCAUGUCAAGCUCAGAGUCACAGCUGGGUCCCAACCAUGGCACCUUCAGGAGCCUGAGAGGCAGAGACCUGGAAGCCAGGAAACCAAGUGCAAUUAGCAGAAACUGAGGGGC